AAAGUUUUAAUAAUGCCGUCUGCCGUAGUAAACUCCGGAUCAUCAAACUCUACAGGACUUACUCAUCAAUCGGAUGAUAUAAAUCAAGAAUGUGGCAUACGAGAAGUCUGGCGCCAUAAUCUUGAAGAUGAAUUUGUUCUCAUCCGUAAGAUUGUUAAUAAAUUUUGUUAUGUAGCAAUGGACACUGAAUUUCCCGGAGUUGUUGCACGGCCUAUCGGUGAGUUUCGAUCAACUGCCGAUUACCAAUAUCAGUUAUUACGAUGCAAUGUGGAUCUCCUUAAAAUUAUUCAGCUUGGAUUAACAUUCAUGGAUGAAGACGGAAAUACAGCACCCGAAUUCUCAACAUUUCAAUUUAAUUUCAAAUUCAGUCUAACCGAGGACAUGUACGCGCAAGAUUCAAUCGAUUUGCUGCAAAAUUCAGGCAUUCAAUUUAAGAAGCACGAAGAAGAUGGCAUUGAUCCAAUCGAUUUUGCUGAACUUCUCAUGACGUCCGGAAUCGUUUUAAUGGAUAACAUUAAAUGGUUAAGCUUCCAUUCUGGAUACGAUUUUGGAUAUCUCUUGAAAGUUCUUACUGAUCAAAAUUUGCCAGCCGAUGAAAGUGAAUUCUUUGAACUAUUGCGAAUCUAUUUUCCUACGAUCUACGACGUCAAGUAUUUGAUGAAGUCUUGUAAGAAUCUUAAAGGUGGAUUACAAGAAGUUGCUGAACAACUUGAUAUUAGAAGAAUCGGUCCGCAACAUCAAGCUGGCUCGGAUUCUUUGCUUACUGGCAUGGCCUUCUUCAAAAUGCGAGAAAUGUUCUUCGAGGAUAACAUUGAUAACGAUAAAUACUCAGGUCAUUUGUUUGGCUUGUCAUUCAACACAGCAGAUCGCAUCAUGCCUGCAGAAUAAAUACACACAAACUUGUACCCAGAAUUUUUGGUGACAUUUCAACAACAAACAACAAUAAAAAUGAAAGAAUAAUAAUGAUGGAUAUAAUUUUUAUAUAAUAACGAGUAGGAAGAAAGAAAGAAAAUCUGAAAUUAUUAAAGAAAUACCUAAAUGCUGCA
Molecule: messenger RNA, 1046 nt
Organism: Chironomus riparius
Lineage: Eukaryota; Metazoa; Arthropoda; Insecta; Diptera; Chironomidae
Source: the annotation of a GenBank genome assembly